AUGGCUGCUAUUUACAGUUUUGUUCAGCUCUUAUAUUAUGAGGUUUUUAAGUCCGCUGAAGAGGCCGAACGAAGAGACCACAUAUCAAGUACUAUAAAAAAAGCGAUUUACAAUUCUGAAUUUAUUACCGAUGAACUUCGGUUUUUCAAGCGAGAAGUUGAAAAUCGCUACCCCCACCGCAAAGAUAUAAUUGCGGUGGUUGAUUGCGUUAGGCGGUGCUUACAAGAUGAACAUGGCGGCAUUGAUCCACAUUGCUUUUUCGAUAAAUUCAGAGACACAAUAUAUUUCGCCUUCGUGGUGGAUAUGGCUCCCCCUUCUCAGGGAGGAAAGGCAUAUCGUGAGGCUGCGAGAAGAUGGACAACUCCAGCUUUUGUUCCCUCUCCUCGGGACGCAAAGACUUUCUGUGAGGUGGUGAGAAGAUGGUCGGAUCGAGCUCAAAUUGUGAAAGAAUUUGCCUUCCUUAACUUACACGAUCAGGAAGGUAUAAGCGUAGUUCAAACGGGCCCUAAACGCCAGAUACUAUUAACAUUUGAUACCCAGCUCCACGCUGAGAAUACCGCCAGGGGAAUGGAAAGGUGGAUGCAGACAGAUAGAAGCCCACCCGUGGUCUAA
Molecule: messenger RNA, 612 nt
Organism: Nannizzia gypsea CBS 118893
Lineage: Eukaryota; Fungi; Ascomycota; Eurotiomycetes; Onygenales; Arthrodermataceae
Exons: 1
Coding region: 1-612 (203 amino acids)
Source: RefSeq, a predicted model, not a curated record